AGUUUUAGAGGUUUGUCAUAACCUUAAAUUUUUUUUUAUCGGACAAGGAGGCACUGGAGGAAUGGAGUCAGAUUGGAAAAAGCAAGAUGACUGGAAGGGAGGAGAGUAAGGAUUUCAUCCUCAUCGAUGGGAAUGAUAAGGAUCUGGAUAUUUGCAGACAUGAGGACGAGCUGAUGAAUCGCGUAUGGAGGCUCUCGAAACCGCCGUCGGAGAUGAGGUUGAAUGAACCCACGAUAACCGCCCGACGAAUUUAUCGUCAGAAUCGCCUUAUCAGGGGUACUGACGCAUCCGCUCGUCAGUCUGCUAGUGAUAAUGCCUCGGAGGAGGGUGAUAAGGGGAGAGGAGUUGAAGACCCCUGCGGAUGCUGCGACGUCUGCCCCACUCGUCACAUUCGUAGGAAAAAGUGCAUGAGUAAUGAAUAGUUUUUGUAAUGAUUCAAAGUAAAACAUUGCCCUGUGAAUUUGACGCAAUGUCCAGCCGGAAAUGCAUUCAGGAGCUGAUUUCCGGUGGUUGUGAAUAAAAAAUAUGUUAACAUGACUAUGACAAUUUUAUUUUUAUUCGAAUUAGUGGAUAUUUAAAAAAACUACUGCAUUUAUGACCAAAAUAUCAUCUUAUGAGUCAGUCGGCGACAUGAAGAAUGUAUUUAUAAAUCCAUUUCCGGCGAUUUGUCACGAAAUAUUGGUUGAAAGUCUUGAGAAGAAAGAAAAUCUCGAUGCAAGCCUUUUUUCUUAUCCAAGUUAAUUUUUUACAAUGCAUUGAAUCAACAGAAACUAUCAAUUCAAUAAAAUUAGUAAAAAUAUCAAAGAUUGUUUAU
Messenger RNA from Fopius arisanus, 814 nucleotides. RefSeq lists its product as uncharacterized. The transcript has 4 exons. Bases 87 to 422 code for a protein of 111 amino acids. NCBI's taxonomy places the organism in Eukaryota, Metazoa, Arthropoda, Insecta, Hymenoptera, Braconidae. The record is from RefSeq and is a predicted model, not a curated record.